Molecule: messenger RNA, 824 nt
Organism: Phascolarctos cinereus (koala)
Lineage: Eukaryota; Metazoa; Chordata; Mammalia; Diprotodontia; Phascolarctidae
Source: RefSeq, a predicted model, not a curated record
GUGCAGGCGCACUUGCUUACAGGCCUGAAGGUCGGCCGGCCCAAGGGGCAGACACCUCUGGAGGACUCUUUGGGUAGACCCCAGGGUGGUUUUUGUCCAUUUGGCAGGGAAGGUGGGGGGACCUUGGAGAAGCCACAGCAUCCAGAGCCCAAGUAAGGAGGCCGUGACCUGCAAUAUUUGAACCAUCUGCUUGAAAAUUCGGUCUUCUGAGGACUCUGCCCUUUCUUCAGGAGGAGGAGGGAAUGGCAGCUGGGAUUCUGACUGCUGGGCCUCAGGAGCCAGUGACAUUCAAGGACGUGGCCGUGGACUUCAGCCAGGAGGAGUGGGGGCUGCUGGGCCCUGCCCAGCGCCACCUCUACAGGGACGUGAUGCUAGAGAAUUACAGGAACCUGGUCUCGCUGGGGCUUAUCCUUGCCAAACCUGAGGUCGUCUGCCACCUGGAACAAGGGGGUGAGCUGUGGAAGCCAGAACAUGGAGUCCUAUGCUCAGGUGAUGGAGAACUCUGGGUCAGAACAAAGGAUGUCCGCAUUAUCCAUUUAGAAGGGACAAGGCAAGCAGAAGAGAAAACACAGGCCGGCCAGGAAAUUGAAGGAGCCGAAAGAAUAAGAAGAAGGUACUACAAGAACUUUUAACCAAGCUCUGCCUCUUGUCAUUAUCAUCAGCAGGGAUGCAGAAUACAGUAGCAGCAGAGACAGGAAAUACAACACGAUGGGCCUUUGUGACAAAACCACCAUGGCCCAGACUAGUUACAUGGGGAGAGACAAUACCUGAGGUCAUUCUGCAAGGAAAUGCCUCCACAGGUUUUGGCAAGGAAUUUCAUUUCA